UAAGUCAUUUCCCUAAAUAGCACUUAAAUUGUUUUACGCCCUAAAUAACACUUAAUAAUAUCCAUAAUGUCCUGUGAUGACGAAUAUUUACUUGAAUAAUGACUAAUGCAUAAUGACUAAAAGUGCUAUAUUAGGAAGAAAAACACAUGUAGUGCUAUCUAUGAAAAGUCAUUUUGUUUUAGUGCUAUUUAAGUAAAUUCUUCAAACAUAUAUUGUGAAAUUUCGUUAAUGAUAAAAGUGAAAUUGUUUUUUAGAAUAUUGUUUCUUCCUCCAUUUUUCGAACAACACUUUUCACAUCUAUAAAUUUGGCUCUUCCUCGUCCAUUUCCACCACCAUCCAUUCUAUUGUGUUUCUUAAUAUAUGCUUUCAUCUCUUCCCUUCAAACUUCCAAGUAAAGAAAAAUGACUAACCAUAAUGCGGUGGUUUCCGAUCCAAAACCCGGCGCAGCCUUGCCGGCCGCUGUGCCCGCCACCGCAGGGCCACCCGUUCGUGGCCGUUUCAUCACCGCAUUGUUUGAAUCCAUGAGGAACUCUUCGCCCUCCCGAAGAUCGGACGAUCAUAAUAAUUACCACUCUUGGAUAUCGAGUCAUCCCUCAGCUCUGGGCAUGUUUGAUGAAAUAGUGAAAUGUUCAAAAGGGAAGAAGAUAGUCAUAUUUCUUGAUUAUGAUGGUACACUCUCCUCCAUUGUUGAUGAUCCUGACAAAGCUUUCAUGACUAACGAGAUGAGAGAAGCUGUGAGGAGCAUUGCAAAGCAUUUUCCCACGGCCAUAGUGAGUGGGAGGAGCAGGGAAAAGGUACACGAUUUUGUUCAGUUAUCUCAACUUUACUAUGCUGGAAGCCAUGGAAUGGACAUCAAGGGUCCAACCGAAGGAAAUGCCGAGGCUGUUCUCUACCAACCCGCCAAAGAAUUUUUACCUAUGAUCGAUGAGGUAUAUAAUUUAUUACUGGAGAAAACCAAAUCUGUCGCUGGAGCUAAAGUGGACAACAACAAGUUUUGCUUGUCUGUGCAUUAUCGCUGUGUCGAGGAAAAGAGAUGGAAUGAACUUUGUGAACUAGUGAAAGGUGUGACCAAUGAGUACCCAAAGCUUGGAUUAUCUACAGGGAGGAAGGUUCUGGAGAUUCGUCCGAUGAUUGAAUGGGACAAGGGCAAAGCAUUGGAAUUUUUGUUGGAGGCAUUAGGUUUCGCGAAUUCUGAGGAUGUUUUGCCGAUUUAUAUUGGUGAUGAUCGAACGGACGAGGAUGCUUUUAAGGUUUUGCGGGAGAGUGGAGGAGGUGGCAUAGGAAUCUUAGUUUCCAGAGCUCCAAAAGAAACCAAUGCUUCGUAUUCAUUGAAGGACCCAUUGGAGGUGAUGUAUUUUCUCAAGCGAUUGGCUGAUGAUAUGGACUCCGGAAACAGUUCCUCUGGCGGCGGCGGCGGCGAUAAUGAAGAAUACGAUUCAUCACGCGGAGGAGAAGACCCGAUUUCCGGUUACUUCAUUGAUCAUUUUGAAUCUAAUGCCGGAUCUCAGCUCUUUCUGUCGUCACUCCCGCCCACUCUCACUUCUCCAUACUUCAACAAUAAUCACCAUAAUAAUCAACAGCAUGAUUUGAUUGGGCCUGGGCCUAGUCUCGCCGGGUUGCUAUUCGGAGGAUCCGAACCCGGUUUCGCCACUGGCCUUGCCGAUUUGGUGCCUGAUCCUACUUCAUCGCCAUCGCCGAUCCUCGUCGGGGCCCGUCAGCAAAACGGCCACUUUCUGGACCCGUCAUCGUCGGCGCAACCGGCGGUUGAGAAUCGAGGACCCGGGUCGGGCUCUGCGGCUCCGAAGAACCCCAAGAAACGGAGUCGGGCCUCGAGGAGGGCGCCCACCACCGUGCUCGCGACGGACAUCGCGAAUUUCCGGCAGAUGGUCCAGGAGUUCACCGGAAUCCCAGCGGAUCCUUUCUCUCGCCGGCUGGACCUCUUCUCCGCCGCCGCUUCCCCGUCAGCGUUAAUGAGGCCGGCCCAUUUCGCUGGUCCUCAUCUUCUUAGGCCAUCAACAUCGGCAGCCCAAAGUCCGGGGCUCUUGUUCAACACCGGGUCGGGUUCAAAUCCAGGUACUAAUAAUGCCAACAAUCUAGGUGUCACAACACAAGAUGAACCAGAUUUGCUCCACCAUCCACUCCUACAAUCGGGCAACCAGGAACCGAUUCUCAAGAGCAACCAAACUGAAGACCGAUCGAGCUGAUCGAAGUUACGGUUAGUGCCCAAGAUGAAUUGACGACCGAACCGUAUUUUUUCGGGUAUAACGUAUGUAUACUAUGUAAUAAUACAAUCACACGUACACAUGUUGCACUCACUUCUUGUCUUUAGAUGAACAAAUUCAUUGCCGCACUAAACAAUGUUG
Molecule: messenger RNA, 2363 nt
Organism: Cuscuta campestris
Lineage: Eukaryota; Viridiplantae; Streptophyta; Magnoliopsida; Solanales; Convolvulaceae
Source: the annotation of a GenBank genome assembly